This is a messenger RNA of Penicillium verrucosum, 1324 nucleotides long. It is a transcript of the gene trr1, whose product is annotated as thioredoxin-disulfide reductase TRR1. Gene Ontology annotation, cellular component: cytoplasm. The record is from RefSeq and is a predicted model, not a curated record. Gene Ontology annotation, biological process: removal of superoxide radicals. Gene Ontology annotation, molecular function: thioredoxin-disulfide reductase (NADPH) activity. The coding region runs from base 270 to 1274 and encodes 334 amino acids. The transcript has 3 exons. Lineage: Eukaryota; Fungi; Ascomycota; Eurotiomycetes; Eurotiales; Aspergillaceae.
AUCAACUUCACCUAUCACCUAAUAAUCCCGGUCUCCACUGCCCCUCCGUGAAAAGAUAUUAUAACUCCCCUCCCUCUCCUCUUCUUCCUCCACUUCCCAGAAAUACCUUCAAGCUGUUUUCCUCCGCCUUUCGUCGUUUUCCCUCCCUUCGAUCCAUUGGAUUGACUGCCACUGCGGCCACUACCGUUCACCAACAAUCUCCUCCUUCGGCCUCGGUCUUCUCUAAGUCGUUUCCGACGCCGUUGCGCGUCAAUUCAAACACCGCCAGAAUGGUGCACUCUCAAGUAGUCGUUAUCGGCUCCGGCCCUGGUGCCCACACUGCCGCUAUCUAUCUCUCACGCGCAGAACUCCAGCCAGUCCUCUACGAGGGCAUGCUCGCCAACGGCACCGCCGCCGGUGGUCAACUUACUACGACCACCGAUGUUGAGAACUUCCCUGGAUUCCCCAACGGCAUCGGCGGCGCCGAGCUGAUGGACAACAUGCGCGCACAGUCCGAGCGCUUCGGCACCGAGAUCAUCACCGAGACCAUCUCAAAGCUUGACCUCUCCUCCCGGCCCUUCAAGAUGUGGACCGAGUGGAACGACGACGAGGGCAGCGAGCCAGUCCGCACCGCCGACGCUGUCAUCAUCGCCACAGGCGCCAACGCCCGCCGUCUCAACCUCCCCGGCGAGGAGACCUUCUGGCAAAACGGAAUCAGUGCCUGUGCCGUCUGUGACGGUGCCGUGCCCAUUUUCCGUAACAAGCCCCUCUACGUCAUUGGCGGUGGUGACUCCGCCGCCGAGGAGGCCAUGUUCCUCGCCAAGUACGGUAGCAACGUCACUGUUCUCGUUCGCAGGGACAAGCUCCGUGCCUCUAAGGUCAUGGCUGACCGUCUCCUUGCCCACCCCAAGUGCAAGGUCCGCUUCAACACUGUCGCCACUGAGGUUAUCGGUGAGAACAAGCCUAACGGUCUCAUGACACACCUCCGUGUCAAGGAUGUUGUCUCUAACGCCGAAGAGGUCGUUGAUGCCAACGGUCUCUUCUACGCUGUUGGUCACGACCCCGCCAACGCUCUCGUCAAGGGACAGGUUGAGCUCGAUGACGAGGGUUACAUCGUCACCAAGCCCGGUACCAGCUUCACUAACAUCGAGGGUGUCUUCGCCUGCGGUGAUGUUCAGGAUAAGCGUUACCGCCAGGCUAUCACCAGUGCCGGAUCUGGCUGUGUCGCCGCCCUCGAGGCCGAAAAGUUCCUCUCCGAGACAGAGACUCACCAGGAGGCCAAGCCUGUUCUCUAAAUACAUAUACACCUAUUCUCCCACUUUUCUCUUCCGUUUCUCGUUGCUAU